AUGGCUAGUUAUCAACAACGUUCGUGUCGAUAUCCAAAUUUACUUGUUACAGUGAAACCAGAAACUGAAGAAAGAUCAGUAACUGAAAUCGAUACAAAACAACGAACACAUCGUUCAAAAAAUAAUUAUUAUUCAUCAUAUUUCUAUCCAACAACUAUUUAUUAUAAUAGUAAUCAUCGAUAUCAACAAGCAAAACAACAUUCUACACGUUCAUCUUCAUCAACAAUUCAACAUCGUUCAAAAAAUCAUGAUCAUUUUUAUUAUUAUAAUCAACAACAACAACAACAACAACAACAACCAAUUCGUCCAUUAAUGGAAAUAAAAAAUAAUCAGUUUUCUUCAUAUAAUAAUUUAAAUGAUAAUAAAAUUACAUAUUCAAAUUUAAAACAAAGAGAACCAAAACAACGUGGUCAAUAUCGUAAUAGAAAAGCUGAAUUAGAUUGGGAUCAUGCGUUUGAUCUUGAUCAAAUUGAUUUAUAUACAACACAAAAUGAUAGUGAUAAUUAUUCACUUAUAAGUGUUCAUAGUUCAGGUGAUAAUUCAUUGUCAUCCGAAUAA
Molecule: messenger RNA, 558 nt
Organism: Rotaria sp. Silwood2
Lineage: Eukaryota; Metazoa; Rotifera; Eurotatoria; Philodinida; Philodinidae
Source: the annotation of a GenBank genome assembly